AUGAAAAGCUACAUCAACCUGGCCAUUCUGGCCGUCCUCAUCGCCUCGCUGUAUCGGCCGGUGACGCACGAGCUCACUGUCCUGGGCGUGUUCCGCUCGGCCACCGGGGCCGUCAGCCACCAAGGAGCUCCCAUUCACACCAUUGCAGACACCAUUCAUUGCGAGGACUUACAUUAUUAUCAUCCUGCAGGCCAGCUCUUCACAGCCUGUGAGGACUCGGUCCUGCCCCGCUUCCAAUGGUUCCCUCCCUUGGUGACCUUCAAGGGCCCGGCAGACACGACGGGCUCGAUCCAUGUGAUUGAUCCCAAGACCAUGAAAUCUUCCCGUCUCACGUUUGAAAACUUCUCUGGACCGUUCAUCACCCACGGCAUCGAUCUCACCGAGGAUCCGGAGCGGACGGAUGCGGUGUACAUCUUCGCCGUGAACCACUUGGCCAACCCCGAGUAUCACGGCGGCGAUGUGCCCAAGGCGCGCUCGCAGGUCGAACUGUUCCACCAUGUGCUCAACUCGGGCACGAUCCGCCAUGUGCGCUCCAUCCGCCAUCCCCUCAUAACCACCCCAAAUGAUAUCUAUGCCGUCAGCCCGCGUUCCUUCUACGUCACCAAUGACCAUCUCUACCGGGAGGGGUACAAACGCUCGGUGGAGAACCUGCUCCCCGCCGCCAAGUGGUCGACUGUGAUCCACGUCCAGCUCGACCCUCUUGCGUCCUCCGCGGCGGAGUCGGGGCUCGAUGCGAUGGUGGCAGUCGAGGGACUCUGGAAUAACAACGGUCUCGGACAUGGUCCGUCGCCGGAGGAGGUCCUCCUCACCAGCGCCAUGGGUGGGUACCUGUGGCGGAUGCGGCCCAAUGCCAACCGCACGCUGUCCAUCGUGGACGAGUUCACCUUUGACAGCACGAUCGACAACCCCAGCUACUACCAGGACCCGUACCGCACGGCCGAGAACGAUGCGAGCGGCUAUGUGCUGGGGGGAUUGCUGCGCGCGGUGGACCUCGACAAGACGCGCACGGAGCCCGAGGCCACGGACGGGGUGAUGGUAUGGUAUACGCGUCGUCAGCCGGGGACGGGGGAGUGGGAGACGCGGUUGCUUUUUGAAGAUGACGGAUCACGCAUUCGGAGCGCCAGCACGGCGCUGCUGGUUCCCAAGGAGUCGGUGGCCGGAGAGAAGAAGGCGUGGUUGUUCGUGACGGGGUUCUAUUCCGAGGCCAUAAUCGCCGUGGAGGUGACCUUGUAA
Molecule: messenger RNA, 1233 nt
Organism: Aspergillus ibericus CBS 121593
Lineage: Eukaryota; Fungi; Ascomycota; Eurotiomycetes; Eurotiales; Aspergillaceae
Product: serum paraoxonase/arylesterase family protein
Exons: 2
Coding region: 1-1233 (410 amino acids)
Molecular function (GO): arylesterase activity
Source: RefSeq, a predicted model, not a curated record